Messenger RNA from Neltuma alba, 799 nucleotides. Its product is annotated as probable calcium-binding protein CML41. Bases 68 to 616 code for a protein of 182 amino acids. The transcript has a single exon. NCBI's taxonomy places the organism in Eukaryota, Viridiplantae, Streptophyta, Magnoliopsida, Fabales, Fabaceae. Gene Ontology annotation, molecular function: calcium ion binding. The record is from RefSeq and is a predicted model, not a curated record.
CUCUCUCUCAAUCCCUUUCGUAUAUACAAGUUACACCAAUUCUUCCCCUAUCCAAUCAAUUACGUUCAUGGCGUCCACCUCCAAGUGGUUCUCCAACACAGGUCUCAGACUCAGUCUUGGUCGCUCAAAGUCAAAACCCAGAUCAAGAUCCUCCAACCCCUCAACCUCUCCCAUGUCAUCAUCACCAUCUACCCCAAAGCCUAUUACCAGAGAGGAUGAACUGAGGGAGGUGUUCCGCCGUUUCGACGGCAACGGAGACGGCAAAAUAUCCGCCUAUGAACUCAGGUCGUAUUUCGGGUCCAUUGGGGAGAACUUGACCCACGAAGAGGCGGAAGGGGUGAUCCGUGACCUUGAUUCAGACGGAGACAAUCUUCUGGACAUGGAAGAUUUCAUGAAGCUGAUGACGAAGGAAGAAGACGAGGAUCUGAAGAAGGCAUUUGAGAUGUUCGAGUGGGACAAAGGAUCGGGGUCCAUAACACCAAAAGGGUUGCAGAGGAUGCUGCAUCGUAUGGGAGACGAGAAGUCGUACGAUGAGUGCGUGGCAAUGAUCAAUGCCUUUGAUGUGGAUCGCAAUGGAGUGCUGGAUUUCAAUGAGUUCCUUCAAAUGAUGGCCUGAGAUGUGUGUGUGCGUGUGUGUGUGUGUGAGCGCCAAAAUCAAACCACAAGUACAGUCCAUGGUAUCGUCUAUCUUUUGGAAAGUUGCUUGUUCAUCACCUCAUUAUAUAUUAUGUCCCACCUUCUGAACCUCUUUUUGCAAAUACGAUUAAUAUAGUAUGGAUUGAUCUUAUGUUAUUAAUUA